Morus notabilis is the source of this 1780-nucleotide messenger RNA. RefSeq names its product protein TIFY 4B. NCBI's taxonomy places the organism in Eukaryota, Viridiplantae, Streptophyta, Magnoliopsida, Rosales, Moraceae. The coding region runs from base 219 to 1256 and encodes 345 amino acids. The record is from RefSeq and is a predicted model, not a curated record. Gene Ontology annotation, biological process: regulation of defense response; regulation of jasmonic acid mediated signaling pathway; response to wounding. Gene Ontology annotation, cellular component: nucleus. The transcript has 9 exons.
UCCCCUCUCCCCUCUCCCCCCUCCUCUCUCUCUUUCUCUCUCUAGAAACGCUUUACUUUUCCCACCACUCGAUUCUGCCCCCCAAAACACCCCAAAAUUACGAUUCAGUACAACAGAUCAGUGGGUGUUCUCUCUGCUCUGGUGCUUAGUACGACUCACCUUCACUCUUCUCACUCUUCUCUCUCUCUCUCCUCCUUUCUCUCUCUACCUCGCCGGAGAUGAGCGCCGGCACGACGGCGUUUCGGUCCAUACUGGACAAGCCCCUGAACCAGCUCACCGAGGAUGACAUUUCUCAGCUCACCCGUGAAGAUUGCCGCAAAUACCUCAAGGAAAAAGGGAUGCGAAGGCCGUCGUGGAACAAAUCGCAGGCGAUCCAGCAAGUGAUUUCGCUCAAGGCUUUGUUGGAGCCCUGCGACGAUUCCGGCGCCGGAGCCCUAAGGAGGAUCGUCGCUUCGACGCCGCCGCCACCGCCGACACAAAACGCGCCACGUGUCUCCACUUUCAGUGUUACUUCGAACUCGGCAGAUUCGGGUAAGGAAGCAAGUGUUGAUGUCCAGGUUUCGGCGGAGGAAUCGGGACCGUGUCAGAGGAAGGAGCAGGCGAAAUCUGCUCCGGAGACUGAGGAAAGACCGGCUGAUGCGGGUGAGAGGGCAAGUCCAAGAAGUCAUUGUGCAACUGAUGCAUUGGUCGGACAAAUGACAAUUUUCUAUUGUGGCAAAGUGAAUGUGUACGAAGGGGUUCCACCUGAGAAGGCACGAGCAAUCAUGCACCUUGCUGCAAGUCCAAUCCCUUUAUCUCGAGAAAAUUCAUUUGGGGUCCUUGCAGCACCUAGAUCUUUUCCAUGGCAUUUACAUGCUGCGAGUGACAAGGGUGGCCUUCUCCCUCCUAGUGCCACAAUAUCACAACCCAUGCAGACAGAUAAGCUAGCCGACUACAGCCAACAGUGCUGGGAGAAAGAAAAUGAUGCAGAUGGUCAGGCGAGCAGAAAACUCUCAUUGCAGAAAUACCGUGAAAAGAAAAAAGAUAGGGGGAGGUUGAAGACCAAGAGAAGCACGGGAUUUAAUUCUUCUAGCAUGGAGGUCUAUUUUAACCACCAGGUAAAGACCCACAUGUCAAAUGGUAAUUCAAGUCGAAGUAGCACAAGCUCUCCGACCCAGCCUGGACUACCACAAACAUUGUGUAGCACAGUCGACAAUCAGCCAAAGAUUCCCUGUCUUCCUGUUGAUCUCAAUGAAAAACAUAAUUUGGAUUCCUGAAACUUGAGAGUUGCAGAGGCUUUUUUGUAGUAACUAUUGAGAUGAUGGGAGAGAAGAAACCAGUUAACUGCCUCCCGGAGACCUGCCUUUUGGCGUACUUUCGGCUGCUUAUUCUACCACGAGGUUUUUCUACUGACUUUUGUAUCUGAGGGAUCUCUUCUAGGAGCGAUACCACUUUUAGGCUCACAUGAUCAAUUUUGUAUUUCUAGGAUCAUUUGGUCAUCAUUAGGAAUUAUUUAUUUCUGAUGUCAAGGCUUCUAGGGUUGAGAUACAGAGCUGGAAGCGGCCUUUCCUCGAGGUUCUAAUUUGUAACUGUAUGCUAUCAUUUGUGAUGACACGACUCGUGUCGAUAGCUUAUCAUUUGAGUCGAAAUAGUUAUUUCUUGACUGAUGUCUUGUAGCUUCAUAGUAUGGUCUUGUGCAUCACCUAACUUGGCUCUUUAAAGUUCUCUUCUCAAGACCAUCAAUCAACCUGAUCACCUUUUUCAAGGGCAUAAUGGUAUUUGAUCUAUAGUUACUCCUCUA